Paraglomus brasilianum is the source of this 666-nucleotide messenger RNA. Lineage: Eukaryota; Fungi; Glomeromycota; Glomeromycetes; Paraglomerales; Paraglomeraceae. The record is from the annotation of a GenBank genome assembly.
AUGUGCUCUCAAUCCGUUCCAGACGAAUCGACAUCAACCUCAUCCGCCGCUUCGUCUCCCUCUCCGCCCUCUUUGACGGCCAUUUUAUUUAAUUUUUCAAAAACGCUUACUCCCUUUGAAUGCGAUCUCUUGCGAAAUCCACCCUACGACCUCACCAUUUCUCUCGAGUCUCUUUUAGAUCCAAUGCGCAAGAGACGCAGAAACUAUAUCAGAAAUAAUUCGCUACCGCCACGUCCUCGAAAUUCGUGGUUAAUCUUUCGCCAAGACUUUGAAAGUCGUUUGCGUAUCCGGUACCCCAACGGGUUGUACAGUAUCCAGGAUGUUUCCAAGAUUGCUGGCAAGGACUGGAGACGUCAAUCACAAAUUGUUAAACAAUAUUUCAACGUACUUGCUAAAUUAGUUCGUCAACAACACAAGUGCGUCUAUCCCGAUUACGCCUACAGACCCCAAAAGAAACAGCGCAAGGCAGAGAACAAGUGGUUGUUCAAAGUGAUGGAUAAAGACAAUUUUGUGAGAUGCGAAAAGCGUGAAGAUAUUGCAAACGAACGAAAUAUCGAAGCGGGAAAUGACGGACUUAUGAUCAAUCUGGACGAUUACGACUUCUCCGACGACAUUCGUACCGAUGAUAUUGAUGUUUCCCAGCUUCCUACUUUACUAUAUAGAUGA